AUGCCGUCAUUGAACAUGACACUGCCAGAAAAAUCCAUUAAGUUGGAAAGACCGACAUGGGUCAAUACUCUGCAACUUGCAGAUCCGAACUUUGAAAAUUCAAUGAAUAUCGAUGCAAUACUAGGGGCCGAUGUGUAUGAGCACAUCGUUGAGCCCGAAAUUAAAAAAGGAGAAGUUCUUCUUGCCCAGAAAACCAAGCUGGGCUGGGUUUUAUUGGGAAAAAUUCCAAUAAUAACAAAUAACUUGAUCAAGGCAUCAGCUAACAUAACAACUGCAGAAUUUCAACAAAAAAUGCAACGAUUCUUUGAUAUGAAUGAGAAAGAAACAGAACAGCCUGAUCAAAAAGAAAUCUCAGAAAUAAUCUAUCAAUCCACAACCGUCCGUGAACCAAGCGGAAGAUACUUGGUAGCACUCCCCUUUAAAGAUGAUAACAAAAUUCCACCACUGGGGAACUCUCAGAACAAGGCAUUGAUUAUCUACAAACAACUUGAAAAACGCUUGAAUCGAGAUCCAAAGCUGAAAAAAGCAUACAAUGAGGUACUACAAGAAUAUUUAGAUUUAGGCCACAUGAAAGAGGUACCACCAUAUGUGGGGGAUGAUAGAAACGUUUUUUACCUCCCACACCAUGCGGUGGUAAAGGCCGAAAGUAAAACGACAAAAGUCAGAGUGGUUUUCAAUGCCUCUGCAAAAACUACUUCUGGGUCCAACCUCAAUGAUCAUUUAUAUACUGGAUAUACACUACAAGACACUUUGGCUCAGAUAAUUUUAAAGUGGAGAAUGUUCUUAUAUGCCUAUAUUGCCGAUAUAGAAAAACAAUUUCGUAUGGUUGGCCUACUUCCCGAAUAUUAUAACUUCCAACGGCUCUUUUGGAAGCCAGAUGAAUUCGGCCCAAUCCGUGAGUACAUAAUAAUGGUCCUCAUAUUCGGAAAUACUUCCUCAUCGUUCCUAACGAUUAGAUCGAUGCUUCAACUUGCGAUUGACGAAGCCCAUAGGUUCCCAUUAGCAGCAAAACGUUUAAAAGAAAACUGCUAUGUAGAUAAUGUCAUGACAGGCGCAGGAACAAAAGAAGAGGCAAUGAAAUUGCAAGAAGAAAUGCUAGCCUUGUUAAAAGCUGGUGGUUUCAACCUUCGUCAGUGGGCAACGAACGAUAAGGAGUUAUUAGAAAACAUACCGCUUGAAUUACGGGAAGACGGUAUUUGCGAAAUAUCGAAUAAUCAGACCGUUAACACAUUGGGCAUACAGUGGUAUCCAGCAGACGAUAUUUUGAAAUUUAAGCCACUUAAAUUCAGCGAAUCCGAAAAAAUAACAAAGAAACAGCUUUUGUCCAAUAUCGCCUCAAUAUAUGAUCCAUCCCAAUGGCUAGCCCCAUUUACAAUAAGAGCGAAAAUUUUAAUGCAGCGAGUCUGGCAAACCGGAAUCGGCUGGGACGAGGUUCCUUCUGAUGAUAUCCUAACGGAAUGGAGGCAGAUAAAGGAUGAGCUUUCAGUUUUACCAUCGAUUUGUAUCCCACGUUGGACUGGUUACUCCAUUGAGGAUACAGUCGAAUUGCAUGGUUUCUGCGACGCAUCAGAAGUCGCAUACGCAGCGGUCGGACUACUAACCUUUUAUGGGCGAAGACUAGAGUAA
Hermetia illucens (black soldier fly) is the source of this 1626-nucleotide messenger RNA. RefSeq lists its product as uncharacterized. The record is from RefSeq and is a predicted model, not a curated record. Bases 1 to 1626 code for a protein of 541 amino acids. The transcript has a single exon. Lineage: Eukaryota; Metazoa; Arthropoda; Insecta; Diptera; Stratiomyidae.